This is a messenger RNA of Vigna radiata var. radiata (mung bean), 899 nucleotides long. Its product is annotated as alpha-L-arabinofuranosidase 2. Lineage: Eukaryota; Viridiplantae; Streptophyta; Magnoliopsida; Fabales; Fabaceae. Gene Ontology annotation, molecular function: alpha-L-arabinofuranosidase activity. The record is from RefSeq and is a predicted model, not a curated record. The transcript has 8 exons. Bases 13 to 690 code for a protein of 225 amino acids.
CAAGUUUCAGUCAUGCCAUUGGACACUUACAUGGGUCAUGGCUUCCGAAAGGAUCUUUUUCAAAUGGUGGCAGAUUUGAAACCAAAGUUUAUGAGAUUUCCUGGUGGCACGUAUGUUGAAGGUGAUCAUCUGCAAAACAGAUAUCAGUGGAAAGACACAAUUGGACCAUGGGAAGAGAGACCUGGUCACUNCAAUGAUAUCUGGAACUACUGGAGUGAUGAUGGAAUUGGUUAUUUGGAAUAUCUCCAACUAGCAGAGGACCUUGGUNCAUUGCCCAUAUGGGUGUUCAACGCUGGUUUCAGCCGUCAUGAACAAAUUAAUCCAUCAGAUUUAGCUCCUUACGUGCAGGAUGCCCUUGACGGCAUCGAGUUUGCAAGAGGCUCUCCUGAAUCAAAGUGGGGUUCUGUUAGAGUUGGAUUGGGACAUCCUAAACCAUUUGAUUUGAGAUAUGUUGCCAUUGGAAAUGAAGAUUGUGAGUUUUCUAAUUAUCAAGGAAAUUACAUUAAGAUAUAUGAGGCUAUAAGAUAUGCCUACCCAGAUAUUAAAAUAAUCUCAAAUUGCGAUGCUUCUGGCACACCAUUAAACCAUCCAGCUGAUUUGUUUGAUUUUCAUACUUACACAAACUCCAAAGACUUAUUUUCCAAAUCUACUCAGUUCGAUCACACGUCACGAUCUGGUCCAAAGGUAUGAACUCUGUCCAAUUAACUUUUUAUAGAUUGUUCAUUGAUGCAUAUCGUGAAAAGUCAAUGUGUUGUAUGAUUGUAUAGGCUUUUGUGAGUGAGUAUGCUGUAUGGCGAGAAGAUGCUGGAAAUGGAAGUCUUCUAGCUGCAGUGGCUGAAGCUGCAUUUCUUAUUGGCCUUGAAAAGAACAGGUUUUGUUCUUUUUUUCUUUUAAUGCAA